Molecule: messenger RNA, 378 nt
Organism: Cooperia oncophora
Lineage: Eukaryota; Metazoa; Nematoda; Chromadorea; Rhabditida; Trichostrongylidae
Source: the annotation of a GenBank genome assembly
AUGGGCAUGAGCCAAGGUGCGAAUAUACUCGGCUUUGGAGCGCACCGUGCCCUCGGACUUACCGGCAAUGCCGCAGGCAUUGGAUUGAGUGGAACGAACAACGCGAUAGUAGCCAAUGAGAGAGUUGGGGUCGAUUCUGGCCUGAGUGCAGGAAGGAAUGGUGUCGAUCUUGGGAAGCCUGUUACAGUUCCUUCACCUCGAGCAUUCCCACCACAGCUACCACCACCUCGACCACCGCCACCUCCUUCAGGUCUGGGACCGUCAGGAUGGCAAACUGGAGUGGAGUCGCCUUCUCGUCCACAUAGAAUCGGAACAGAAGGAGGAUUUAGCACAGGUAUGUCCAUCUUCGAGACGCUAAGCAGAAAAAGUUGUGUAAAG